Messenger RNA from Microtus oregoni (creeping vole), 2982 nucleotides. RefSeq names its product poly(ADP-ribose) polymerase family member 6 (gene Parp6). Gene Ontology annotation, cellular component: membrane; endoplasmic reticulum tubular network; intracellular anatomical structure. Gene Ontology annotation, biological process: endoplasmic reticulum unfolded protein response. Bases 843 to 2738 code for a protein of 631 amino acids. The record is from RefSeq and is a predicted model, not a curated record. NCBI's taxonomy places the organism in Eukaryota, Metazoa, Chordata, Mammalia, Rodentia, Cricetidae. The transcript is spliced from 24 exons. Gene Ontology annotation, molecular function: protein serine/threonine kinase activator activity; kinase binding; NAD+ poly-ADP-ribosyltransferase activity.
CGGCCGGGCGGCGGGCGGGGUCCGCCCUGCCUGAGGGACCGAGUGAGGGGCGAGGACAGGCUUCGCUCGGCUGGGCGGCUGGCGGCGGUGAGCCGCAGACGGCUUCCUAACGGGGAAGGCCGGGGCUGGGGGCCUACGGGGGACACCUGGAGAAGAGGCCUCAGGCUCUGUCCUGCAAGCGCGGGUGUCCUCGGCGAGCAUCCCGGUCCUCUCCCUCCGCGGGUGCCCGGCUUAGCGCUGGCCGGCUGGACUCGCCCCUCCGCGCCCCGCUUCGCCUUUGUUUAGUAGCUUAGUCCUUCUGUCGUUCCUGUUGGAGCUUUCCUCUGCUAGCACACAGAGCUGGGGAGGCAAGCCCAGAGUGGAGACGUUGAGAUCAGAGGCUUCUGUGACUAGCAACCGAAGCCAAGCAGCAAGCCUUGAAGACAUGCUCAGUGUUUCUUGACUUAGGGUGAAAGACCUUGAAAGAGCUGGCACUUCUCGCCUCAGCUGCCAUCGUCCCACCCUUCCCAGAGAACCCAGGCUGAAGAGCAGUGCUCCUUCCCUUAUAUCCCUCCGUGGUUGUCCAGAUCAGCGCUUGACUGUUUAUUUUCAAAUCUCAAAAGAACUCCAGUCUCCAGAACUUCAGAAUUUGCUUCUUGCUGCUCUUGAAGGACAGUGACUUAUUACCACAACAGCAGAGUCUGCCAUCUCCAGCAGAUCGCCAGUACCUAUGACAUCAUCACCUCCUUUGUCUCAUUCUGUGAUCUCCUAAAUGCUCAUCUUGUUGGCCUGGGUUCGAUUGGUGGUAUGGAGGGGUGCUGCCUAGCACUGACCUGAGAGUGUGUGUGAGACUCACUGACCCAAUGGACAUCAAAGGCCAGUUCUGGAAUGAUGAUGAUUCAGAAGGAGAUAAUGAAUCAGAGGAAUUUCUAUAUGGAGUUCAGGGGAGCUGUGCAGCUGACCUGUAUAGACACCCACAGCUUGACGCGGACAUUGAAGCAGUGAAGGAGAUCUACAGUGAGAACUCUGUGUCCAUCAGAGAAUAUGGAACUAUUGAUGACGUGGACAUUGACCUCCAUAUCAACAUCAGCUUCCUCGAUGAGGAAGUAUCUACAGCUUGGAAGGUCCUUCGGACAGAACCGAUUGUGUUGAGGCUACGGUUUUCUCUCUCCCAGUACCUUGAUGGACCAGAACCAUCCAUUGAGGUUUUCCAGCCAUCGAAUAAGGAAGGGUUUGGGCUAGGUCUUCAAUUAAAAAAGAUCCUGGGUAUGUUUACAUCCCAACAAUGGAAACAUCUGAGCAACGAUUUCCUGAAGACCCAGCAGGAGAAGAGACACAGUUGGUUCAAAGCAAGUGGUACCAUCAAGAAGUUCCGAGCUGGCCUCAGCAUCUUCUCACCCAUUCCCAAGUCUCCCAGUUUUCCUAUCAUACAGGACUCCAUGCUAAAAGGCAAACUGGGUGUACCAGAGCUUCGAGUUGGACGCCUUAUGAAUCGUUCCAUUUCUUGCACCAUGAAGAACCCCAAAGUAGAGGUGUUUGGUUAUCCCCCCAGCCCCCAGGCAGGUCUUCUGUGCCCCCAGCACGUGGGCCUCCCUCCCUCAGCACGGACUUCUCCUUUGGUCAGUGGUCACUGCAAGAACAUUCCCACUCUGGAGUAUGGAUUCCUUGUCCAGAUCAUGAAAUAUGCAGAGCAGAGGAUUCCAACAUUGAAUGAGUACUGUGUGGUGUGUGAUGAGCAGCAUGUCUUCCAGAACGGGUCCAUGCUUAAGCCAGCUGUCUGUACUCGUGAACUAUGCGUCUUCUCCUUCUACACGCUGGGAGUCAUGUCUGGAGCUGCAGAGGAGGUGGCUACUGGAGCAGAGGUGGUAGAUCUGCUGGUGGCCAUGUGUAGAGCAGCUUUGGAGUCUCCUAGAAAGAGCAUCAUCUUCGAGCCUUAUCCGUCUGUGGUAGACCCAACUGAUCCCAAGACUCUGGCCUUUAAUCCUAAGAAGAAGAAUUAUGAGCGACUUCAGAAAGCUCUGGAUAGUGUGAUGUCCAUUCGGGAGAUGACCCAGGGCUCAUAUUUGGAAAUCAAGAAACAGAUGGACAAGCUGGAUCCCUUGGCCCAUCCUCUUCUGCAGUGGAUAAUUUCUAGCAACAGGUCACACAUUGUCAAACUACCUCUCAGCAGGCAGCUGAAGUUCAUGCACACCUCACACCAAUUCCUCCUGCUGAGCAGCCCUCCUGCCAAGGAGGCUCGGUUCCGGACCGCCAAGAAGCUUUAUGGAAGCACCUUUGCCUUCCAUGGGUCCCACAUUGAGAACUGGCAUUCAAUCCUGCGCAAUGGGCUGGUCAAUGCAUCCUACACCAAACUGCAGCUGCAUGGAGCAGCCUAUGGCAAAGGCAUCUACCUGAGCCCCAUCUCCAGUAUUUCCUUUGGAUACUCAGGAAUGGGCAAAGGACAGCACAGAAUGCCAUCCAAGGAUGAGCUGGUCCAGAGAUAUAACAGGAUGAACACCAUCCCCCAGACCCGAUCCAUUCAGUCAAGGUUCCUGCAGAGUCGGAAUCUAAACUGUAUCGCACUUUGUGAAGUGAUUACAUCUAAGGACCUUCAGAAGCAUGGAAACAUUUGGGUGUGCCCUGUGUCCGACCAUGUCUGCACAAGGUUCUUCUUUGUAUAUGAGGAUGGGCAGGUGGGCGAUGCCAACAUUAAUACUCAGGACCCCAAGAUACAGAAGGAAAUCAUGCGUGUGAUCGGAACUCAGGUUUACACAAACUGAGGGGGCCCCAGCCCUCGUAUCAUCCUGUUCCCCCAGGAUCCAUCUACCCUUGUAAAAGGGCUCAGGAGCAGCAGGUGAGGCUGCCCUGAGAAAUUUCAAGGGGCAAGAAAAGGAUAGAAGAGGCGGCCUUCAUGGUGGAGAUUGAUCCAGGAACCACUCCACAUUUGGAUGGCUCUGACUGACUCCCACCCCUGAUUUGCCCAGUUGACUUCACCCUGUUUGUAAAUAAAACAAUAAAAUGGAA